Corylus avellana is the source of this 360-nucleotide messenger RNA. NCBI's taxonomy places the organism in Eukaryota, Viridiplantae, Streptophyta, Magnoliopsida, Fagales, Betulaceae. The record is from RefSeq and is a predicted model, not a curated record.
AUGGUCCCUGUUUUUCCGACGAAGGAGGCUCUGUUGCCGGAGGAUACCCAGAACUGGUUGUUGACUCCGGUGAGUACCCAUGUCUCUCCUCUGUCUCCGGUGGUGGUCUCUGCUCCUCCGGUGGGAGCUGGUUCUGUUCCGGCGAAGGAGUUUGAACCCGUUAAGACUGCUCCGGCGAAAGGGUUGCUAUGUCGGGGGUUUUUAGGGUCUAGAAAUGUUUCCUCUUCCUCUCUGCCUGGGAUGAAGGAGGCUUCAUUGUCGGUAAAGGGCUCUAAGGUUGUAGUCGAAGAUUCACUGACCUGUUCUAUUUCGGGAAAGCAUGCGGCUGAGCUGGGUUUGAGAUUAAGCGAACCUUUUCCU